GCGUCUCAGCAUCUCUAUCGCUCUCCAAAACCUCAGCCUGAAGGUUUAGGGUUUUAUCGCAUUCAUUCAUUCUCCAUGUUUCGAGACCUAGCUCUUCGAUGCUUCGACGCCUCGCUCGAUCAAAGCUGCGAUCUUUACUCCGAUUCCCCAAGUUCUCUUCUUCCGCCGACAUCGCUGAAGUCGCCUUCUUCGAUUUUCACAAUGAGCUCCCAAUCAAUUCGAACUCUCACCUCUCCAUCCUCAAUGAGAUCCCUAGCGAUAGAAUUAGAGGAAAGGACGAUAGCUGUAAAGAGUCUGAGGAUUCUAGGGUUUCUACCUUGGUGGCUUGCCAUUGCUUGGCAAAAGUGGGGAAGCUGAAAGAAGUUCGACGGAUUUUGAAGCAGUUGAUCGACAAAGAAGGGUCUGGUUCCGCAACUUCUCUGUGUGGACUACUAUUGAAUAAUUUCAGGGAUUUUGAUUGCGACUGGAUUGUGUGGGAUAUGUUGGCAAAUGUUUAUGCUCGGUCCGAAAUGAUCUAUGAUGCUCUUUAUGUCCUUAGUCAAAUGGAUAGUUUGAAUAUACAAGCCUCGAUAUCAACUUAUGACAGUUUGAUGUAUAAUAUAAGGACUGCUGAUGUGGUUUCUGAUCUUUACAAAGGAAUCAGAGCUAGCGGGGUUUCUUGUAGUGAGUAUACACAUAAUAUUUUCAUUGAUGGUUUGUGUAAGCAGAAGAGGUUGGGGGAGGCAAUGUCUUGCUUCCAAGAGAUGAGGUCAAGGAAAGAACUAACACUUUGUACAGUCAUUUUUAAUACCCUAAUAUCUGGGUUUAGUAAUGCUGGAUCGGUGGAUGUUGCAAAGUCAUUUGUUGCGAUGAUGUUUAAAUAUGGCUGUGUUCCCGAUAGAUUUAGUUACGGUAGUCUUCUACAUGGGCUAUGUGUAGUAGGUCGUAUGGAGGAAGCCCUGGAGUUGUGUGAGGAUAUGGAAAGGGAGGGAAUGAAGCUUGAUGUGGUGACAUACAAUAUUCUCAUAAAUGGGUUUCGUCUACUCGGGCUUAUGAGCUGGGUUUGGAAACUCAUUCAUGAAAUGAUCUUAAAGGGUCUGGAUCCCGAUCUUGUUACUUAUACCAUACUCAUUUGCGGGCAUUGUGAAAGCGGCAGGGUUGAUGUUGGAAUGAAAAUAAAGAAAGAGAUGCUUGAGCGGGGAUUUCAAUUAAAUGUUAUUACUUACAGUGUGCUCUUAAAUGGUCUAAGUAAGCAGGGAAGAAUUUGUGAUGUAGACAAGAUUCUUGAGGAGAUGAAAGCUAUUGGUUUGGAUAUGGACAUAGUAGCAUAUUCUACCCUCAUUCACGGGUACUGCAAGCUAGGAGAAAUUGAUAGAGCACUUCAAAUCUGCAAUAUGAUGUGCUCUAAAAUAGUGCUGCUCAACUCUUUUGGAUAUGGGGCUAUUCUUUCAAGUUUGUGUAAGAAAGGAAUGGUGGUUGAAGCUAGGUGUAUCUUGGAUACAUUAACCAACAGCUUUCAGUCAGUGGAUGUUAUUUUGUAUAACAUGGUGCUUCAUGGGUAUGUAAAACUGGGCAAUGUUAGCGCUGCUUUGGAAUUAUAUGAAAAGAUGCUUACGGGAGGAAUAAUCCCCACCAUCAUCACUUAUAAUACCCUCAUUCUUGGUUUUUGCAAGACAGGAAAGCUAAAUGAGGCACUUAACUUUAAGAAGACCAUUGAGCUUAAUGGAUUGGUUCCUACUGUAGUGACAUACAGUACUCUUAUGGAUGCUUUUUGUGGAGCUGGGGAUGUUGCUUCUAUGCUUCAAUUAUUCGAUGAAAUGGUUGGUAAAGCAAUUAUGCCUAAUGUCAUCAUAUAUAGUAUAGUUAUGAAAGGUUUGUGCAAGCAACGUAGGCUGCAAGGGGCUAUUGAUAUCCUCAAAGAUAUGCAUAUGAAGGGUAUAGGCGUAGAUGUGAUCACAUAUAAUACACUUAUACAAGGAUUCUGUGAAGCACAAAAUAGGAAAAUGGCUUUCCGCAUACACAACGAAAUGUUGCAACAAAAUCUUACACCUACUCCUGUUACAUAUAACUUCCUCAUAAAUGUUCUUUGCCACAAUGGCCAUACAUACUGGGCUGAAAGGCUUCUGAAAGCCCUAUUGGACAAGGGUGUUAAGUUGAGAAAGUUUGCAUACAACACCAUAAUUAAAGCAUAUUGUGUAAAAGGAAAGCCUCAGGAAGCUAUAACCCUCUUUGAGAUGAUGGUGACAAAGGGGUUUGAGGUUUCGAUUGAAGAUUACAGUGCAGUAAUCAAUCGUCUGUGCAAGAGACAUUUCACAAAUGAAGCAAUGAUAUUUUUGAAUAAGAUGUUACUAGCCGGUAUUUCACCGGAUUUGGAACUAGUUGCUACUUUCUGUAGUGCUUAUCACUACAAAAAUGAUAUCACUCAGUUGUUUGCAUUGCAGUGUAUGAUUUUCAAAAGGGGUCUGCUUAGUAUCAAUACGCAUAAAAGGAGUAUAAAAUGAUAUCACUCAGUUGUUUGCAUUGCAGUGUAUGAUCUUCAAAAAGGGUCGUCUUGGUAUCAAUAUGUGCAUGAAAGGAGUAUGAAAUGAACAUAUUUAAGGGCAUAUUGAAGUUUGGCUCUCAAUCGAAAUUCAAAGUUCGUGGAAUCCAUCCUUGCUGCUGGGUUCAGGCAUAGAGCUCUCACUUGAAAGUCAUUUGUCUUGCUUCAAAGCUUCCUAGGUAGCAUCAGUAAAUUUGGCUCCGUACUUAUGUGAGCUUCAGGUGCUUUUAGGCAUACAGAUGUCUAUUUAACAAAGCAGACCUUCUCACAGAGACCUCUUACUGGAUAACCUUCUGAAUAGUUUCAAACUUCCCUAUCAGAGAAUCUGGUCUGUGUACCUAAUAUGAACUUCAUGUGCUUUCGCUAUCGCACAACUUACGCCACAGUAUUCACAAAACUGUAUUUCUGCGGGUGUAAACUGGUGGCUUCUGGCUGGAGUAUGAUAGGUCUAUGGCAUAUCGUAUGUGUGGUUAAUAAGUCUGCGACUGAAGUCAAAGUACAGGGCCUGAAUUGAUGAGGGCAUCAGAAACAUAUUUAGAGAUAACCACUGCAAAUAGUUGCUGAAGAUGCAGAAGGUGAUGCCCUGACAAAAGAAGCAUUGAUUUUUAUCUUGGACUGCAUGGAGCACCUGGAGGUUUUCAACGUCUCCAUUUUGUGUUGCUAUAAAGCCUUAGUUUCGCAUGAAAGAAUAAUCAUUCAGGAACUGGACCAUGCCCCUCUGAAGAAGGCAUCAAUGCUUCACAACUACUACUAUUUGUAUGUAUCCCUUACGCCUUGUCACAGUAUGAUUAUAAUAAAAUGCCUGAAGAGAAGUAAAAUUGCGAGUGGUUCUGGCACCAGGAUGCGGUGAGGGUUUCUUGCUCUGGAGUCUGUUGUGAGAAAUUUGAAUUUGUGUUAUGACAAUGGUCCCAAUAUAGGGUUUAGAAAUUGACGACAAAUGUUGGUAGAUAAUGACCCGCGAUGCCUACCCUUGAUAUGGACCUGUUUGAGACUUAAUGGGUAAAAUCGGAUCAAUGAUGGAACUGCUACAGUUGUGAACAUUCGUAGCAGGAACGUAACUUAUGGCAUGGAUGUAUAUUUGUCAUAUAAAGGUUCAGAGGGUCUGUUUGUUUCGUUUCAAAAAAAAAAAAAAAAAAAAAAAA
Messenger RNA from Asparagus officinalis (garden asparagus), 3660 nucleotides. RefSeq names its product putative pentatricopeptide repeat-containing protein At1g13630. The record is from RefSeq and is a predicted model, not a curated record. Gene Ontology annotation, molecular function: protein binding. The coding region runs from base 99 to 2480 and encodes 793 amino acids. The transcript has 5 exons. NCBI's taxonomy places the organism in Eukaryota, Viridiplantae, Streptophyta, Magnoliopsida, Asparagales, Asparagaceae.